Molecule: messenger RNA, 15495 nt
Organism: Xyrichtys novacula (pearly razorfish)
Lineage: Eukaryota; Metazoa; Chordata; Actinopteri; Labriformes; Labridae
Source: the annotation of a GenBank genome assembly
UGGUUGUAAAGUCUCCUGGGAUCAAAGUCUUGGCAAGUUGUUGCACACAUUGUGUAAAGUGGACCUGAGGUGUUGAUCUAUUAAGAAUUACUGCUCAACACUGCCAUGCAGUGGCCUCUUGGGGGCAAGAACAGUGUUUUAAUCAAAAAGGCAGCAACAGGAGCAGAGUAAAAGCAGAAUGGAUAUGGAUUUCAAGUCGAUUUCAAGCACAAAUGGAAGGAAACUGCUUCGAUUUGCGGAUCUUUGAGAUUGAUGGUAGUUUGUGUUGUUUGCCACGUUUGAUUUUACUGGCCGUGUUACAAAUCACACUACUGAUCUGUGUGUGAAGUCCAGUGUUAGCUUUGUGCCGGCUGUAAACACAACUCAUAAAAACUGAGGUACUUAAGAUUUUCUCAGGAUGAACCAAGUGGAAAGAUUUCUUUCUCACUAUGCGUGGGUCUUUCCACUCUUCCUCACAGGCAAUAAAAGCUUAUCAGAGGUUGUAGAUGGUGCCUCUUUUUGUCUUAACUCACCCAUUGACUCAAAAAGAAGGACAAGGCCAAAUGAGAAUAGUUAACACCUUUAUUACUUAACUCUGACUCGUCAGUUCUAGAUUUAUUUGACCUCUGCAGUCCUGAGGCGGCACAGUUUCUGUUUAUGGGUCUUGAGUUUGACAGAAGACGUCUCAGCGCUUGAUAGCUGGUCUUCACUUUAUAAGUCCAGUCUGGAUGUCACUGGCACACACAAGUGAAUGAUCUUUGGCAUAUUUCCUCUUAUAAAGAUCAUCCUCUUCAUGAGAUGUGACCAGCACAAGUCUUUACAGUACACUAUCUUUGGAAGCAUGUGAGUGGGAUCAUGCUUCCUUGUCUUGACAUUUGACGAUUAAUAGACUUUAAACGAUUUUUGUUGUGUUUUUGGAAUGUUAACAGUUCCCGAUAAAAUGGCUCCAGCUCUGGGAAGGUCAAAUCUCAGUCACCGCACAGUCUUAUAGGAUUAUUCCCAAUAAUCCCGAGCUCAUAGAGGAUGGAAAGUGUAGCGAAGAGGACGUAGCAAAACAGGCAAACUAAUCCCAAUUUCCAAUCCAACUUCCAUCCAUUAAUAUGAACGGCUACAAACAGGAAGAUGAUGGAAAGGAGUAGUGUACAGGAAAUGAAGACCAGUCCAUUGCUGUUGACAUCUACAGGGUUGACAGUGUCCACAAAGGCAGUCUUGAUGAACCAGGGGAGGCCCAGGCACAGCAUGUCAAACACGUUAGAGCCCACAAUGUUCGACAUGGCCAUGUCAGCUUUUCCUGAUUGAGGGAGAAAAACAUUUGGUAUGAAUUCAAGUCUACCCACGCUGAUCAUCUGAGACGGCAAAUAUUAUAAUGUGUCCUGUUUACCUUCUCUGGCCACCAUCACACUGGCCACAGUGUCGGGUAUACUGGUUCCAGCAGCAAGCAAGGUGAGUCCCAUCACUGUAUCAGGAAUGCCAAGGGUCUCACCUAUGUAAACAGAGUACCAAUCAUAAGAGUCAGAAUCCCCCUCCUCCAACAUUAAGCUAAGAAGUGAACCCCAGCUGAUUUGAACUGGGUUAAUAAAUAAUCACUGGAGGCAGCGCAGUAGUGCGGAUUGGAGAAAUAAUGAAGUCAUAAGACAAAAUUCUUAACAAAACCAGCCUCAGGAAAUGUCUGUAAGCCUCUAACUUGGUAAAAUGUUUUUAACUGUUAAAAAAUAUAAUUGUAAUUUUGAUUCAGUAGAGAAUAAUUUGAUCAGUAAACCUUCUUCUUGAGUGUGUGCAGAUAAAAGAUGUUAAAUUCUAGUCUCAAAAUACCAGAAUAAGCCUCACAAAACCCCAACAGUUAUUCGAGUGUAAUCCCUUAAAGUAAACUUCUUUUCAUGUCACUGUACACCCCCAACAUUAGCUUAAAAUUAUUGAGGACAUGAGCUUUUGCCCUCAGUGGCAGCAGUGGCUCUGAUCGGAGGCGUAUGUGGGAAAAUAUAGUCUCAGUAAUCUUAAUCUCCAGGGGUACCCGAGUAUUAACCACAUAGUUUGAAGUCCCAGUGGAUCAUCACCCUCCAGCUGUAGGGAAAUGGCCUCGAACUCAUUCUUUAUGGAUGACUUGUACCUGUCGGUCCCAUGCCUACUCUUUCAUAACUUCAAAUUCUCCUCCCACGUGAGCCCAUCUGAAGACUACGGAAUAAUAAUCCCAUUAUACCUCAGCAGACCUACAACUGUCACAUGAUGGAGCUACCCUUUACUCCUGAUCUUAGGUCAGUUUUAUGUCAAUGAAUGGGGGGUAGUGGGGGAUAGAGCUUCUUUUGAACCCGUGCCUGUGGACAGCUCUGUACACACGUCGGGCUCACAUGAUUGUGUUUCCUUGGGGGUGAAACAGACUGUAAUCCUGCUGUGGCUAGCUGGGCACAUGGCCCGCUGGAGCUCCAAUAACCCCCCUCUUAACUUUUCAGGACAAUGGCAUCUCAGGAAUUAGCCAGCAGACCAACAUGUGAUUCUACUCUGCAAAUGAGACCUUUUUCUCACAAGCUUGAAACUCUUGUGAUCCACAGAGGCCCUGUAGCUGGUGAGUGAUGGGCUGAUUUACACCUGCCUCUGAAAGGCAAAGAAAAAGUCAAGAUUUUAAAUAAUCUCAAAUUAAUUAACUCACCCACUACAGUGACCAUCCACACCAGGAUGUAUGUGAAACCUGAGAUCCAGACAGCAGACAUGAGGAAGGUUAUCAUGAACCAUCUGUUCCAAAAUCUCCUCCUGCAGUCGGGGAUGGUGAGGAAGAGCAGAGUGAUGAUGGGCAGAGACAGAACCCAGAGGAUGCGCUUCAAGUCGCUCUCAGGCAUUGAAAACACACUUUUUUGCUCUGCUAGGAAGAGAGAAGAAACAGUUUAUGAGUAGAUCCUUCAGCCACAUUCAGCUUAUUAAGUUUACCCAGGUGGCGGUGUUCUGUUCAAGUUCUGAAGAGGCAGUGCUGUUGUGUUUUACCUUCAGGAAUCUCAUUGAGGCCAUGCAGACUGAGGGACAGGUGAGAGUAUCCUGAGUCAUCCUGAAAGAUCCCGCUGUCUGUCCUGGAGCGACUGUGCACCCGGAGAUGGGUGUCAUCAUUCCAGCCCAUCAGUGGCUGGAUCUCGGUCUUGGCAGUUUCUCUGGUCACACAGGUGCAGCACGGGCUUAUUUUCCUCAGGACAAACUCACUGAUGUUAAGGUCGAAGCACAGGACCACGAUGUAGAGGACAUAGACCAUAAGCAGACAAGCAGCGUCAUACCUGUGAAAAUAAAACCACCCUUCAAUUUACAUUUUUGACUUUGGGGACUAAUGUUAAAUAAUCUAAAUUGAAGCCCACACUAUGUCAAACAUUUAUGGAGCUUUCACCCAUAACCUCACGGCCUGCUACUUGCUCUGUUGUCAACAGGUGACCUCAGAACAGGACCUUAGUCAUGUGAUCACACAACAGACAUAGUUAGAAGCUAACCAGUCAGACCCACCUUACUUUGAGAGGAUUUCCCUUUAAGUAUAAGUAGUUUAACUUAAAAUAAGCGCCAGGAUAGGUUCUCUUUAUUUACAAUACACAUGUAAGUCAGAAAGUAGAACAAGUCAAAUAAAGAGUUUAUUAAUAGGCAGAUUCAUGACUUAUGUUAUAAACUCUCAAACAUGUUUUUGUUGCUCCUAGCUUGAAUUCUGUUACAAAAUCUCACCUCUGUUUUUUAGUAUCUUUGGUACACUUACACAUUGUUUACACAAUACUUUUGCUCCUCUUAGAAGCAAUCAUAUUUUAUUUCCUCCUUUUUAUUCACGUAUACCGCUGUAAUAGUGUUCUUGGCAGAUAUUUUAUGGCAUUUCUGUUUGCUGUUGACAAAACACAGUAAUCUCCAGUCUAUAAUGAAGGCUGAAUGCUGCUCUGCACUCACUUUGAUUACAGUGGUGGACAUUUAUUAAUCUGCAAUGCCACUGCCAUAAAAUAUCUGUUGGUCAUUGAACUGCAAUUUCAGGUUGUUUUCUUAUCCAUUUGAUUUCCUCUCACGUUGUCACGAGACGUAAUAAAAAGCUUAAUCUGACUUUUGAUACACACAUACACUCACCAGUAAACCUUGUUAUCACAGAUGAUGGCAAUAACAGCAGCAACACUGAUGCCGUAUGCCAGGCAGUCCCUGAACAGUGGCCAGCAGGUGAGUCGGCCUGCCUGAUGGAGGGAGCAAAAAUAAAUGUUUCAACAGCUUAUAAAACACAAUGUACACAACAAGCCUUCCGCUUUGACCCAGAUAAGCAGCUGCUCUUUUGUACAGGUAGUUACAGGUAACCUUUAUCAGUAUAUUGUCAUUGCGAGGUUGCUUCAGGAUGUACCAUAGAGGCCAAGAGUCCACAUGCAGCACAGAUUCCCAGCAGGUUGUAGACAGCUGAUCCAACAAUGGUGCUGAUCCCAAUGUCUCCCUUUGUCACAAACACACCUGGCACAUGCAAAACGAAAUGAUCUCAGGACAGUGGCAAUGUGGAAAAAUGAGUCUGAGGACACAUUCAUAUAGUAGUUAUGUUACAGCUCAUUAGCAUGGGAGUAGACGGAGACAGUGCUGAUUCUGCCAGACUAAUCCUCAUCAUUACAAAGUGAAAUAAUCAUACUCAUAUUUAUGUAUUAUUAUUAUUACCCAGAAAAGCUGUGACCAGUUCAGGUGCAGAACUCCCUGCUGCCAUAAAUGUGGCUCCUGCUACAUCCUGAGAAAGCCCCAGACCUGAGAAAGAGACAAGAAACAGCAGAAGUACAUCAUAGUUAACACGGAGCACAGACAACAACACCCAACCAAUUUAUCUCACUUUAACAGAGCUCGAAUAAUGGGAUUGAAUCGUACAGUAAAGAGCUGUUAUUAAUUUACCUUCUGAGACAAGAGUAUAAGUAAUAUUAUAUCUUGUGAAACAUCAACAGCAAUCUACUCAUGAACUGUCUGAAAACAAAUCAACUAUAAAAACUGAAUGAAAAUAUAGAUAUUUCUAAAAAAAACAAGCAAUAAGGCUGUGCCUUUUCUGGUUCAAGCUUACAUGAUGAAGUUACUCUCUGCUUUUACUUUCGAUAUCAUUCAUGGUUAACAAAAACAUUACAUUUUUGCACAUUCACAAUCCAUUUUUUCAUUGCUAUUUUUUUGCCACAAACAGUACAUUAAAGUUUUUCUAAAUUUUUAUCACUCAAGUGAACUUUCACACUGAAAAUCAAGUUUUUAGUCAAAAUUAAGCAUCAUGAGGGUGAAUGAGUAUGUUGUAAAACUUGUGGGAGAGAGCCUCAGUCCAUAAAUCCUUAUUAUUCCCAUACAUGCACUAUUACAGUUCAUGUGAUGAUGCAAUGAUCCCCUUCUCUCUCACACACACAGACGCUGUACAAACACAAAGUAUUUCAUGUUACUUACGGUCACUGAUCACUUCUAAAGAUGGCAGAAAGUAGUCAUCGCAGACUAUCGCCACAGCCAGAAGCAUGUAGAAAAUAAGCAUAAAAUAGAUGACAAGGCCUCCAUCCUUCCUCUCCUGUAGAGUGAAGAAACCCUCAGGAAACUCGGUGGUCUGUGGUGAGACACAGUCUGUCUCAUUCUCUGAAACAGACACGCACACACACACAAACACACACAGAUGUAUCAUUGAUGAAACCUGAAACUAACAGCCUGAACACAGUUUGCAGCAUAAUCUCUUAACGGGAGUUUCAUGGUAUUUCAUGCCAAUAAGUUAUGAGGAUUAGUUGAGCAAACACUGUCAUCAAGCUAUAAUUGAUUCCUCACAGUUGGUAAAAACAUACAAUAAAACCACUGAAGUUACAGUCACACAAUGAACAGAAUCAAGUGACCGAACCAAAAUAUCUAAGAGUACAGAGAGGAAUUCAAACCAUAAUUGAGAGAUCAACAUCAAUAUCAAUACACACAGAAAUGAUCAGAACUUCUAAUUUUCUUACCAACAUCCCUUCGCACCCUGGCCGGGUGGGUUUCCUGAGUUGUUUUUGCUGUAAAUGAUAUAAGAUGAACUGUGCAAUACAAAAAUAUUACAAAUCCUAAAAAGUAUGGUAUAAAAUCUUUUCUCCUCUUUUUCUGCAGAGAUGCAGUCUUACUCAUGGCCAUUUGAGUGAAUAAAAAGUAAAAUAUCAAAUAUUCCAAGGAGUCAUAUGUUUCUUUGAGUCUAACAAGUUUUCAGAGAUUUAAUUUGAGCUAAAGCUGCUUGUAACCGCUGCAUCUAACACUACUCUACGACUACAAGACGCAAAUAAAGGGAUUAUAGGGGGGAGAAAGCAUCUUUUAAGGGCUGGCACUACCAAGUGUGGGGGAUCACGAGUUGUUAGGCAUUCCAGUCGACUUGAACAGACUUCAGCCUGAGGCUCAUCGGGGGUGUAUCUAAGUAUAAAACCCCCUUUACACAGUCCUUUCACAUCUUUCCAUCUGGAAAAUUGGCUGUCUCUCUUCUGUUAACAGAAUUAUAUCACAAAUUUACAUGCUUAAAAACAUUUGUGAACAUUAAGUAGUAGUGGCGCCAAGGAAUUAUGACUGGGGGAGGUGUGUGUACAUAUGUAGGUGAAGGUAUUUGUGGCAGGUGCCAAAAACUAAUGACGCUUAAGAUGAUUACAAAUGUAAACAAACAGUAGUGCAACACUAGAUAUAGUUAGGAAAUUAAAUGUCCGUCAAUACAAUUUAUAUGCAAGCACAAAUUACUCUGUAAUUUAUGAAUGAACAAACAUUUCAUUUAAAAAAGUACACAACAAUAAAGAUGAACAAUCAAAUCCAAAUAAGCUCCACAAAAGCAUCAAUAAAUUCCUCUAAUAGUUUAGAUGUAUGCAAAACGACAGCACAGAUUACAACCGGAGAGGUACAUUAAUCUUACUUGACAUGUAAAUAGCAACACUCAACUGCUGCUGGCUAGCAGCUGCUUGUCAGCUGAGGCUAAUGCUCCCCUAAGACACGAAACAUGAACAGGUAGCUUGAUUGAUGUUCCUGAACAUGUCCAUGGUUAUCAUGAUAGGUCUGACAGUGUUUUUCAUCACUGUCCUUUCAAUCCUUCAUCAAAAUAAUGCAAUAUCUUCACCUAAGUGAUACAUUUUAUGGCUGAAUUAACAGUCAUCAAGUGUUGCUGCUAUGAUUAUCUCCAAAGAUGUUGAUGGCAGAAGGAUACAAUAUAUGAUACUAUAUGAAACGAUAAGAUGCAGUAUACUGGCAAAUGAUAUCUAAAACAUUGCAAACAAUACCAAUCAGGGCCUAAAUCUGUGCAAGUUGAAAUUUUACAAUGUUUUUGGUGCUUAAUUGAAAAACAUACUGGGAAAAAUAUGUAGAUUGUUAGAAAGAAAGUGGUAAUCUGAAAAAUGCACGUUUAUUUUGAUGCAUAGUCAAUGAUGAGCAGCAUAGGCCUUAAAAGGGAAAUUACACCAUUUUGCAAGAGAGAUAAGACCAUCUCCAUUAAAAGGCCAAAAAAUAAUUUAUAUUGACAUAGGCUAAUAAUCCGCAAUUAUCCUCGACACCAACCUAAUUAAAAAAAAGACCCAGAACGAAAAGGGUGCGUGCGUGUGCGUGUGCGUGCGUUUGGGGAGCGACGGGGUGUCCUCAGACUUGCCUUGACAUGCCCCAAACUUCCCGUGAGUCCUCAAAACAAGCGGACAUGUGCACAUACAUCAAGAAAUCCACCACCAGCCAAAAGGACUACAGGACAGUGUCUUGAGAGCAGACAGGGACCUGCAGGAAAGUGGUAGGAAACUUUGUUGACUUCACUUUGCAGCGGUUCCCCAUGCAAACAAAGCUGGCGUGUGCUGAAAUAAGCAGGUUUGUAGGUUAAUUGAAUUUGCACACAUCGUGAAUGUUAGAGAGAUUACCUGAUCAUUAGUAAUCUGCUUGGCAUUAAGGUUGCGUUGGUAAUCCAAGCAGGUCAGCAGAAUUCGUCAGCACUUGCCACUGUUGUUGUGAUGGUUGAUUUUGAGUGAACUCUUUCAUUAAUGUGAAACUCAGCAGUAGGUAAAGGGCACCACCGUGUGGUGUAAAGUCUGAUGUUGAUGUACAAACUCAAGUCUUACCAAGGGAAUUUGUCAAAUUUCGUUUCUAAAUGUCUUAUUCAUCUUCAAAUUGGCUCACCUUACCCUGCCGGGUCAUUGAGGUCAGGAUUUGUUGAACUGUGUGUAAAAAAAAAAUCCUGACAGACAGUCAAAAAGUGUGAAGGCCUCAUUUCAGCCUUAAUUUCAAGCACAUUUUUGAUGAAAUAAAACAUACAAGUGUUCGAUCAGUAUAUCACAAUUUGCUUACGUAAGGAACAAGAACAUUUUUUAGAGUAAGUAAAUGAUUUUAUUAAGAGCAAGUGAUACCAAACAAGACACCCUAUGAUCCAGGAUUCAGUUUUUUUUUUUUAGUUUAGUCACGCUGGAUCCAAGUUGUCUGUCAUGGGGUUGAAAUGAAAACAUCCUUUGGUGGGUGAAAAAGGGCUCAUUAUGAUUUAAUAUUAGUGCCUAAAGUGGGAAAAUAUAAUCUCCAAGGUCUGACUCGUCCACAAUCAGAUUCAGUGAUCAGAAAUAUGAUUAUUUUAUGUCAUUUUUCCAAAAUGGUAAGGACCAAAAGGCACUGGUUUGCCUUAAACAAUAAUUACUUUGGAGGAAGAUAUUUUAUUGUAUUAAGAUUUUUUUUAUUUCUCCUACCCCACCACCAUGGUUUAAAAGCAAGUACUCAGUAUCCAGUAGUUUAAGUACAUUUCAAAUGAUAUACAGUAUCUAUCUAUCUAUCUAUCUAUCUAUCUAUCUAUUACUUACAUUUUACUUCUACAAAGUUAAGAUCAUGGAGUUUCAACAGAGUAACUGGACUUCUCUAAUGAAAGAUUGUGGGUUAGGGGGAUGUUAGGUGAACAUCUUGACCCAUAGAGGAUGAGCUGUCGUCCAAACUUCUCGUCUUACUACACACUCUUCUUUUUUCUGUUUUGGGUCAUGUGGGCCACGAGAAACCAUGUGAUAGGGUUGAAAAUAUUGGUUUUGUUUCUACUUGGAGUCUGGUUCUGCUGAAUGUGACAGUGCUGUAAGUUUGUGUUGUGAUAUUAAGUGGUUUUGCUGGAGGAUAUGAUGAACAGUAACAGUUGGCUCUGGGACCUCAGGGCUAACUGUCGAGCUUCCCUGACUCUGAGGUGUUGUGUGGCUAACUUAAAGUAGUAUAAACUCUUACCAGUAGAGGGCGUGAUGGGACAGGUUUCUACACUUAGUGCUCGCCCUUCUUUUUAAUAAAUAUCUUGUAUUUCUUAAAAUUACAAAUGACUGGAGUAUAAUAUAUAAAUAUUCUUCUGACCUGAAGAAAUGUGCAGCUGUUUGUGUCUCUCAUGGAUGCCAUGGAGCUCUGAAGCAUUUAAUAAUGAAUGUUUUAUGUCGUGCUAUGAAUGAAAGUUUUUGAUAAACAGUAUUUGGUUCCCCUCAUAUUUGAUAUCAAAGGACUAAAAAGGUCUAGAUGAGCUGUGACCCCGAUCUUAACUGUUAAUUUAUUCAUGUGUGUCCUCGUAGAACAGUCUAGAAUAAAACAAAGAUUCCCACAAAGACAUGAUAAAUUCCUUUAGGAUGAAAUCAUCUGUGUUGACAUGCAUAUUUCAGGUAUGAUAUCAUACUCACACUUAAUGAGCUCUGGUGUUUUGUUGUCAUAUGUUGCCACCCUGAUGUUUGUUUGUAUCCCUGCCCAGAUCUUUCUCUGACCUGAAGAUGUCAGUAUUGGAGCAGGAAUUCUUGGGUGUGUUAUGAAAACGUGACUGCAAAAUUCACACCUGUAUUGUUAACUGGACACACAAAAACACUUUUUUAUUAUUUUGACUAAUUCAGCAGGAUUCAUUCUUUGCUCAACUGCCCACUGCUUCUGGUUAAAUAUUGUACUUUCAGGAAUUUAAGGGUCAUAGCAGCACCAUUGUUCUUCUUAUCCAGACCUGUGUGCUGCAGCUAUAUUGACAAUAAAUAUCAGGCUGGAUUUCAUUGACGGAUUUUUGCCCCACUCUUAUAAAUAAAUGAAAAGCACAUUCUGCAGCGGUCGCUGGUCUGUGGUUUCUGUGCUGGAGCAGCGAGGUAAAACACCAGCUUGGCAAAAAACCUUUCCAUCUCAUUUGUCAUUUGAAGCCUCUCUGUGUCUCCCAGUGUGUGUUUGUGUGUGUGUAUGUGUGUGCUUUCACUUGUGUGUAAGAGGAUACAAUGGAAACUUGACAAUGCCCUGUUCCAUCUCAGUUAUCACUGGUAUGCCAGCAGAGUGGAAUAAAGCCUUUUAAGUACCUCUAAGUAUCCAAAGAUGGGGUAACUUUUUUAAGGCAAGUGCACAUUAGAAGAAAUCUAUUUUUGUCUUGGAUGAGAAAUAACCACGAGGCAAAAAGAGAAGUGGUACUUGUCAGUUUGCUUUGACAACAGUGAACUCACAGAAAAUAGGGGAAGAAGAACGAGCCAAACUGGAAGAACUGGUUGAGUCUCUUCAGUCCUUGUUAUACAAGGAAAUGUAAGCAGCUUUUGCUUGUUUCACAAGACUGCUGUGUGUUUCUGACCUAUGUUGGUGCAAUUACCCUUAUCAUUUGCUUAUCGCGUCUUGGCUUCUCAUAUGCUGUUCCUCGGCACUCGAAACAGCACAGGUCUGUGUGUUUUUUGUACUGCAACUUGUUGAAUAGCAGCACCCUGCCCUCUGAGAGGAGUGCUCACUGUUCAAGGUUCAGGAAGAUAACGAGAGGUGAGUGGCUGACGCAGAGCUCGUGUUAUGUUACCAAAGACUCAUAUCAGAUUACAGGAGACAGCAGGUUGAGUGAAACUGUAGCUGAGUUCAGAUCGCUGUGGCUCAAACAAACCAGGAACUGGGACUUACAAAGGACUUUGAAAGGCGCUAAAGGUGCUAACAAGAGGGCUUCCUGUUGUUUUGAAGAGAGCGUUACCAUGGGUAAGAAGACACAACACUGCCUGCUGCUUUUGCUCUGUUUGUCAGGGCUUGUUCCCUGCUCAGCCAUGGUGUUUUGGACAGCUGUGGUGGAUAUAAGCUAUACUAUCAGCAACAAUCAGACUGUAGACAAGUAUUGUGAGUGUGGGGUGUAUGGUCGCAACUCUCCCCUGGAGAAAGCUUCUGGCAUUGUGACUCUUCCCAAGGGAGACCCCAAAGGCUGUGGCCCAGAUCCUGUCUACAACCGCAAUGCCAGCUCGCUACCGUGGAUCGCCCUGAUUAAAAGGGGCAACUGUACCUUCAGCGAGAAGAUAAAUGCGGCCAAACGACAAGGGGCAGCUGGCGUGCUGGUGUACAAUGCGGAUGGCACGGGCAACACCACCACUCAUAUGGCACACUCGGAUGCACCUGGUGUCGUGGCGGUCAUGAUUAGCAACUUUCAAGGUAUGGAGAUUGUAAAGUUGGUGAAGAAUGGGACUGAGGUUCAGAUGCUCAUCGAUGUUGGCAGCCCCCACGGACCCUGGAUGGAUAGCUAUUGGCUCUACUUCUUGUCCAUCGCGUUUUUUGUUGUGACAGCAGCUGCGAUCACCUACUUUGUUUUUAUCUCUGCAAACCGCCUCUACAACCUGAACAGGCACAGACGCACUGAGAGGAAGCUGAAAAACGAGGCAAAGAAGGCCAUCGGACGACUGCAAGUACGUACGCUAAAGAAAGACGACGAGGAAACGAUGAACGACUCCAACAUGUGCGCUGUCUGUAUUGAGUCCUACAAGGCUGGCGAAGUGGUGACAGUUUUAACCUGUGAUCACAUCUUCCAUAAAGCCUGCAUUGAGCCCUGGCUGCUGGACCGGAGGACCUGCCCCAUGUGUAAGUGCGACAUCUUGAAGGCCUUGGGGGUCGAGGACGAGCUGAAAGACAACAUGUCGACUGAUUCACCACCAGAUGUCACUGUGGUCACAGUGGCAGGAGGAGAACCCUUGUAUGAAGUCCCACUGACUGACCCAGGGAGCUUUGACCCAGAGAGACAUCAACAUCUCUAUGACAACAGGGCCUUUGAGGGAGACUCAGAGGCAGCCAGAGGAUGAACAACAGCUACAGAAACAAAACAGCAACAAUCUAGGACACGGUCAAAUCCCUGUGAGAGAGAUAUUUGUCUGGGACACAUGACACCAGAUUCGAGGAAAUUCAAAGAAUGAAAAAUGUUAAUGGACGUUUUUCUGAUUUUUUUGGAUGCUGUUGCAGUUUCUUUGUGUCUGUUUUUGGCUUAAGUGUGAAGUUUGUGGGUGUGUUCAUGCGGCUACCUUAAAAUGGUUUAAUAGCUUGUGAACACAGAAAAAAUGUGGCGUGUAGUCAGUGUCAAAUUGCUGUUUUGUGUGGUGACCACACCAGCUCUGCUGUGUUUAUGAGGGAAGUGUAGAGGAUCAUCUGACUAUCCGUUUGAACCUGGGGCCAAAGUUUACUGAACGAUAAAAGCUCUUGAGCUUCUAUUGUCCUUCAAAUCCACAGCUGAGUUAGUGUCCCUUUGUAAAUUAACUUCAAACAAACAGACUCUUCCUCUUGCUCUUUUUUUCCAAUUUUAUGAGUCACGAUGACAGAGAGAAUAUGCUAACACACCCUUCUGAACACACCCAUGACUAGAAAUGCAGGAUGGCACACAUUGCACUAAAACGUGUGAAUAAUAUCUCCCGAGGGCCGGCUCUCUGUAGAAACAUGUUUUCCCUAUAUUCAGUGAAAAGUUUCAGACAUUGUGAUGGUUGUAGGCUGGUUUGUGGUUGUCUCAUUUCGCAAUAGAUUGACCCACGGUUACAUGACGGAGCAAUAAACCACAUAGGAACUGUACACAGCAAGCAUCCAGAGACUGUAAUCUGACUGUUUGUUAAUUAUCUUUAUGAUGUUGUUUUGGACAUGAUGUACUGUUUGUAUACUGAGAUCGAUCUGUAAAUCAUGAAGUUAGAAUAAAGAUAAGCCUAAUAUAUAUGUACAGUACUCCCCUGACAGCUGAUUCUGUAUGUAAAAGCACAAAUGGUUGAACAGGUCUUCCAAGUUUUACCUUCGCUUGUUAGGUAUAAAGUUUAUCCAAACCUUGUGGUCUACCUCUGCACUUUCUGUACAUUUUGUGCAAGAUCCCUUUGAAAUCUAAGUGUGUCCCUCAGUGAGUGAAAAAACUACAGAAUUGUUCUUUCUUUAUCUGCUGGUGGGGAUGUGCUGAUUAUGGUACUUCAAAUAUUUUUCUAUAUUGAAUCAUUUUCGCCACUGUUGAACAGAUUCCAGGAGUCUUAAAUUGUUCUGUGUAAAUGAAUAUUACUUGCUGUAUUAAAUCACAUUGAUGCUUAUUAGAAUGCAAUAAAUCCCUCAAAAUGAGGCCAACUUUAUGAGCAGACUGUGUGUGCUUAUAGGAGUGCUGUUUGCCUGAGUGUGUGUGCGUAGAGGGGGGUGUAACUUAAGAGUGUGUCUCAGUCCACAUCAGACAGGUCUGUGUGUGGGUCGGAGGUGUCUCACUCUCAGAGUUAUGAUCUGGUGCCCAGUGACCGUUGGUUUUGGGGGAGCUGUAAUUACCUCUGCACAGGUGGGAGCUGAUCUGCACACGCCUUGAGCCUGAGCUGGAUAAUCAUCAUAUGGUAUAAGUAGAAAGGCCUGACGGAGCAGCACAGAUAUGCAGCUGUUUGGUGAAUGAAUGGAAAAUUUCUUUUUAUUGUCUUUCUAUUGUGUUUUAUUGGUACAUCUAAAGCGCUGUCUAAAAAGCAAUUACAAUUUUUUUUUUGCAAAGCUGUCGAAGAUGUUUUCUGAGUCAUUCAGGACUUUGCACUCAUUUGGUCAUAAACAGGUACUAUGAAACCUUUUUGACUUUUUAUGCCUCACAAUAAAGUCACACCCAUUUAUGACCCUUAAGAACAAGUUAUGGCUUUAGUAUAGACCUUAUCCUAGUGUGGUUUCUCUCCUUAGAUUGACUGUUAUGAAGGUUUGUUCAAGGUUUGAAGAGGUAAGAGGACAAGAGACAGAUUUAAUAUCUAAAAGUAAUAAAUUUGGUGUUAUUUCACACCAACUUUCAUAUAUCAGAUCAAAAUCAAAUACUAUUUUUCAGCCUUUUUGAUAUUCACCUUGGUGCUUUGGUUCAAUAUUUAUUAUCCAAGACAGCUUUGGUCCCACUCUGCCUGUCCCCUCCUUGCCCUGAUAACCCCUCAGUGUUCAUGUUAAUAGUUAUUUUUCCUUUGAACAUUUCAGCCACUUUUAUCUAAAUGCAGAAAGUCUUAAAAGUUGCCAGAGGGUUGAGAGCUGAUUUAGCACACUUUAAGAGCAGAGAAAAAUAAACGUCUUAAAAUUCUGUGAAUGACCGAGCAGGUUUAAGCUAUGUGAGGAGUAAUAUUGCAGUGAGAAAGGUUGAAAGGUGAAAGUUUCGAAGCUUAAGUAGUUUAAAAAUUAUAAAGCAUGUGCAAAGGGCAGAGGCUUCUCCUCUCCUCUCCUCUCCUCUCCUCUCCUCCUGUGGUGUCUCAUCUUCUCUGUGAGAUCAGUGUGCUCUGGAUCUCUGGCCAGCGCUGUAAGCUCAGAUUCAUAGGUCAGAUGGUUAUAGUGGUAUCACAGCGAGGACAGAGAAUCAAUACUGAACUAACUGGCCGGGCUGGGAACAACUGGCAGACUGUGGGUCAGAAGCACGUUCUGCUCAGCAGUGGCACUCCUCUGAUUUAUUACAGUUGUUAAAGAGAAAAUUGAGUCAGAAGGUUUUCAUUUAAUGGCUUGCUAGUCUGAGACUGUGCUCUAAUACCGCACUUGACCUUCAGCUUCAAACUGUAGAAUUUAGUGCUGGGACUUAUCUUCACUUAAAAGUGUAAUAAAAGUAAAUAUCAGUUUGUCUUAAAUAACAGUAAACCUGUAAGCUUUAGCUGCAGUGAUGUUUUAAUAAACACUCUGACACAUUGCUUUAUUUUCAGGAUAGUGUCUCAUGCUCUGUUGUGUCUCAUUUUCCACUUGAAACUUCAAUAACAGCUCUGCAGCUCCACCUGCUGGACAAAAUCCUAACUGCAAUGACUUCGCAUUCAAACCCAGUGGAGGUAAAGCUGGACACAGGCUGGUUUCAGCCUUUCACUUUGGUUUCAGUGUACCGGGGGAAUUUAUUACCUUGAGUGGGAAGUACAGGGAAAUAAAUCUUUCCAUUAAGACACACAGCACUUUAGAGGCUGUAUAAUUUAAUGGAGUGAAGUUUUAUACACAUAUCAAAGGUGAGGGAUCUAACAGCAUCAUCAAAAACAACAACAAUAAAGAGGUGAGGCUGACACGUCUACUCAGAAAUAUUUAAUGAUCUCACCGAGGUCAGUAUGAUGUGAAUAUUUAAAAAAAGGACAUCAAAUUAUUACCCUGAUUAAUACCUAAGGGCUAAGGAAAAGUUGUUAAAAUAGAAAUUACAUACACAUAUUUUCUAGACUCAUGAGGAUUUUUAAACCUUCCUGAGUCCUCUUACCCGUUUAUCAAACCUUGGGGCUAUAAUGCAUUUAGUAGUUACAAUCAUGUGAUUUUUUUUCUUCUGCUUUUAUGCCAACAGCAGAAUCAUCCAUAGUUAAAUUGUUCUGCAUUUCAAAAUAUAUUUUUUAAAUCUGUAAAGUAAGCCUUAUCUUUGUCUUUAACUGGAAAUCACAUGAGGGCAGUCAGAUGACACACACACACACACACACA